Tigriopus californicus is the source of this 1212-nucleotide messenger RNA. RefSeq names its product N-acyl-phosphatidylethanolamine-hydrolyzing phospholipase D-like. The record is from RefSeq and is a predicted model, not a curated record. NCBI's taxonomy places the organism in Eukaryota, Metazoa, Arthropoda, Copepoda, Harpacticoida, Harpacticidae. Gene Ontology annotation, cellular component: cytoplasm; membrane-bounded organelle. Gene Ontology annotation, biological process: N-acylethanolamine metabolic process; N-acylphosphatidylethanolamine metabolic process. Gene Ontology annotation, molecular function: zinc ion binding; N-acylphosphatidylethanolamine-specific phospholipase D activity.
CUUGCUUGUUCCCUUGCUGGGAUUCCUCGUUUUGGUGGUCCUGGUCAAAAUGGGCUCAGCCUCGUCCCAGAUGUACCCCAACGCCACGGAAUGGCCCGUCACCAACGACGAAGGUCUCUACAUGGCUUACCAAGAUGGCGGCAAAUGGGUCAAUUGGUGGGCUCGAGAUCGUCCUGGAGUGUUCUCUUUUUUCACCAAGGUGGCUGCCAUCACGGACAUGAGCAAUAUACCGGAGUCCACGGAGGCCCUGAAUGAGGCCCUGCCCGUCCGAGAGCCUUAUUGGAUCCGAGAGCCUGAUCGCUUUGGACGUCCUGGCAUUCGAGCCACAUGGCUAGGGCAUGCGUCGGUUUUAGCCGAGGUUGAUGGCGUGUCGAUUCUGGCUGACCCUAUCUUUAGCGAACGGGCCAGCUUGUUCCAAUGGGCCGGGCCCAAACGUUACCGUCCCCCUGCUUGUACUGUCAGCGAAUUGCCCGAAUCGCUGGAUGCGGUGGUGAUCUCUCACAGUCACUACGAUCAUUUGGACUACAAUUCCUGUAUGGAUUUGCAGCGCCGUUAUGGAGAUCGGCUUCAUUGGUUUGUGCCCUCGGGGAUCGGUGGAUUUCUACGCGAUUCAAUUGGCGUAUCGGCUGCCCAAGUCCACGAUAUGGUUUGGUGGGAGGAAGAGACUUUGCCGGGUACCAAUGUGACCGUGGCUUUUACGCCUAACAAUCAUUGGAGUCGUCGGGGAUUGAUGGACGAAAAUGACGACCUUUGGGGUAGCUGGUCGGUGUUGGGACCGCAGAAUAAGUUCUGGUUUGGCGGGGACACAGGUUAUUGCGAUGGCUUUGUUCAAAUAGGUCGGAAAUAUGGUCCCUUCGAUCUCUCAGCCAUUCCCAUUGGAGCUUACUAUCCCCGUUGGUUCAUGAAGUGGGUCCAUGUGGAUCCCAGUGAAGCCAUCAUGGUGCACAAGGAUUUGAUGUCGAAGAAGUCAUUGGGCAUUCAUUGGGGCACAUUCAAGCUGACCAAAGAAUAUUAUCUCGAACCCAGAGAGGCCAUUCAGGAGUUGGCCCGUGAAGACCCGCUCGUCGGGGCGGAUGCUUUUCAAACCGUGAACAUUGGAGAAACUUUGGAGGCAUAGCUUCAGUUUGCCUUGUCAGAUUCUCUAGCAAUUAACUCUGAAGCCUAAAUUUCGUUCGUAACCUACAGAAAUAAAAGAAUAUUUCGUCUUGGCAA